AUGGAUGUGUGUGGCUGGAAAGAAAUGGAGGUUGCUCUAGUCAAUUUCGACAACUCGGACGAAAUCCAGGAAGAACCGGACUUCGACCCAACCAACCCCAAAGGCCGGCCCGGGAGCAGCCCCUUCUCUAACUGGCGGGUCCUCAUCAGUGACAACACUUACCACGAGACAGCCUUCUCCAAGCUUCCCGAAGACUGUGCCGAUGCCCCUGGGCCUGAGCCAGUGGCCCUGAAGGAAGGAAACCAGCGAGUGAUCAUCAACAUUGCUGGCCUGAGGUUCGAGACCCAGCUCAGAACCCUCAAUCAGUUCCCAGAGACCCUCCUGGGAGACCGAGAGAAAAGGACGCAGUUCUUCGACUCCAUGAGAAAUGAGUAUUUCUUUGACCGGAAUCGACCCAGUUUUGAUGGGAUCCUCUAUUAUUACCAAUCUGGUGGGAAAAUCCGGCGCCCGGCCAAUGUCCCCAUUGAUGUCUUUGCUGACGAGAUCUCCUUCUAUGAACUGGGCAGCGAGGCCAUGGACCAGUUCCGGGAGGACGAAGGCUUCCUCAAAGACCCUGAGAUACCUCUCCCUACCAACGACUUCCACCGGCAGUUCUGGCUCCUCUUUGAGUACCCCGAGAGCUCCAGUGCGGCCCGAGGCGUGGCCGUGGUCUCCGUGCUGGUUGUGGUCAUCUCGAUCACCAUCUUCUGCCUGGAGACGCUGCCAGAGUUCCGGGAGGACAGGGAGCUGAAGGUGAUCAGAGACCCCAGCCUCAACACGAGCAAGGCAGUCCUCUCCCACACCAUGUUCACGGACCCCUUCUUCAUGGUGGAAUCCACCUGCAUCAUGUGGUUCACCUUCGAGCUGGUGCUCCGAUUCGUGGUCUGCCCCAGCAAGACGGACUUCUUCAAGAACAUCAUGAACAUCAUCGACAUCAUCUCCAUCAUCCCCUACUUUGCAACGCUCAUCACGGAGCUGGUCCAGGAGACAGAGCCGACUGCCCAGCAGAACAUGUCCCUGGCCAUCCUGAGGAUCAUCCGCCUGGUGAGGGUCUUCCGCAUCUUCAAGCUCUCCCGCCACUCCAAGGGGCUGCAGAUCCUGGGGCAGACGCUGAAGGCCUCCAUGCGGGAGCUGGGGCUGCUCAUCUUCUUCCUCUUCAUCGGGGUCAUCGUCUUCUCCAGCGCCGUCUACUUCGCCGAGGUGGACGAGCCCGAGUCCCACUUCUCCAGCAUUCCUGAUGGCUUCUGGUGGGCAGUGGUCACCAUGACGACCGUGGGCUAUGGUGACAUGUGUCCGACCACCCCGGGGGGGAAGAUAGUGGGCACUCUGUGUGCCAUUGCGGGGGUCCUCACCAUCGCCCUCCCGGUGCCUGUCAUCGUCUCCAACUUCAACUACUUCUACCACCGCGAGACCGAGAAUGAAGACAAGCAGAACUUCCCGGGGGAAAUCGACAAGGUCCUCCACAGCGUGGGCAGCACCGACUCUCUCUCGAAGACCAGCGGUGGCUGCUCCACAGAGAACUCCAGGAAGUGA
Molecule: messenger RNA, 1512 nt
Organism: Echinops telfairi (small Madagascar hedgehog)
Lineage: Eukaryota; Metazoa; Chordata; Mammalia; Afrosoricida; Tenrecidae
Gene: KCNA10
Product: potassium voltage-gated channel subfamily A member 10
Exons: 1
Coding region: 1-1512 (503 amino acids)
Biological process (GO): potassium ion transmembrane transport; protein homooligomerization
Cellular component (GO): membrane; voltage-gated potassium channel complex
Molecular function (GO): protein binding; delayed rectifier potassium channel activity
Source: RefSeq, a predicted model, not a curated record